AGCCACUGACUAGUGAGUGUGAGAGCGACUGCGACCAGCGAAGGAGCAAACACGGAGAGGGAAAGAGAGGGAAAGAGCGGGAGAGAGUUGAGAGCAGCAAAAGAUAAUAAUGUUGAUAACGCUCAGAGGAGCCUUUUCUUCCUCCCCGCUUUGCUUCAACACACCCCAUAGCCGUAGCCGUAGCCAUAACCACAGCUUCUCUCAUCUUACUCCCUCACCCUCUCCAGCACUGAAAAGAUCGGUCUGCAAACCCAGCUUCUCCGUUCAGAGAAAACCCAACUCCACCACUACAUCUUGGAAGCUUGGCGUUCUCUCCAGCCGCUCAGAAGCCUCGGUUUUUGAUCCCUUGGGUAUAAAUUCAGAUGUCAAUUCUGGUGUAAAUGCUACCUGGGAAAGUUUUGUAGGCAUAUUAUCACAAACGUUUGAGAGUGCCUCAAGUUCGAAGAAGGAGAAACCCACUUCAGCUAGAGGCUUGGCAGCUGCAAUAGAGGACAGUUCCAUUGAUUUUGGAGACUUCUUUAAAGGCCCAUUACCCGGAAAGUUCCUCAAGCUGUUGGCAUAUCUGGCCUUGUCUCGACUUGGGAUAUAUAUACCUCUUGGUGGGGUUAACCGUGAGGCUUUUGUUGGAAAUUUGGACGGUAAUAGUUUAUUGAGCACCUUGGAUUCUUUCUCUGGAGGAGGCAUCGGAAGACUUGGGAUAUGUUCACUUGGUAUUGUUCCAUUCAUCAAUGCCUCGAUUGUCUUCCAGCUUCUUGCACAAAUUUAUCCCAAGUUGCAGGAUCUUCAGAAAAGAGAAGGAGAAGCAGGAAGAAAGAAAAUUGUUCGGUAUACUCAAUAUGCUUCAGUUGGGUUUGCCAUAGUCCAGGCAAUUGGCCAAGUAUUCUACCUUCGUCCAUAUGUCAAUGACUUCAGUACAGAGUGGGUUAUCUCUUCUGUUACCUUAUUGACACUUGGCUCAGUAUUGACAACUUACAUUGGCGAACGAAUCACAGACCUAAAACUCGGAAAUGGCACAUCUCUUUUGAUAUUCACAAGCAUCAUCUCGUACUUUCCAGCAUCCGUCGGUAGGACUGUUGCACAGGCAUUUCAGGAUGGUAACUAUGUUGGACUUGCCACCAUAGUUGUCUCCUUCUUUGUAUUGGUCCUUGGUAUUGUAUACGUUCAGGAAGCAGAAAGGAAAAUUCCACUUAACUAUGCCUCAAGGUAUAACACCAACAGAGGUGGAGGGCUUCAAAGAUCUGCUUACCUACCCUUUAAGGUGAAUAGUUCUGGAGUUAUGCCAAUAAUAUUUUCUACAUCAUCAUUAGCUCUUCCUGGUACUAUAGCACGCUUCACCGGUUUAGCUGCAUUGAAGAACGCUGCAGUGGCUUUAAAUCCAGGGGGUUCUUUCUAUCUCCCCACCAACAUCCUUUUAAUAGCCUUCUUCAACUACUACUACACUUUCCUACAGUUGGAUCCUGAUGAUGUAAGUGAACAGUUGAAGCGCCAAGGUGCAUCAAUACCACUUGUACGACCGGGCAAAAGUACGGCUGCAUUUCUUAAGACAGUUCUAAGUCGAAUAUCAGUGCUUGGUUCAGCCUUCCUGGCAAUCCUGGCUGCUGGUCCUUCAGUGAUUGAACAAGUGACGCACCUCACUGCAUUUCGUGGAUUCGCAGGCACAUCUGUUCUCAUCCUUGUUGGUUGUGCAACUGACACAGCAAGAAAAGUUGAAGCAGAAAUAAUAUCUCAGAAGUACAAGAACAUAGAGUUCUAUAACAUUGAUAAGUAUGGCCCGUAAUGCAUGACAGAUUAAAAACUUAGUCUGCUGUACAAAGGAUGUGUAUGCAAAGGAAACUAGUAGGGACGAGGGGAUGUGGUUUGGCAUGAAUAGAGUUUCAUCUGUUAGACAUGUACGAGUUGAGAUACUAAAGAUCGAUUGAGGCUUGUACGUAUGCUGCACUGCAUCCACCAAUUUUCUUGUAAUAUUUGAAAAAGACGUUUGGAAAUUCAAAGGGAAGCAGAAAUGAAUUUGUAA
Molecule: messenger RNA, 2014 nt
Organism: Pyrus x bretschneideri (Chinese white pear)
Lineage: Eukaryota; Viridiplantae; Streptophyta; Magnoliopsida; Rosales; Rosaceae
Product: preprotein translocase subunit SCY1, chloroplastic
Exons: 8
Coding region: 110-1777 (555 amino acids)
Biological process (GO): SRP-dependent cotranslational protein targeting to membrane, translocation
Cellular component (GO): chloroplast thylakoid membrane
Molecular function (GO): transmembrane protein transporter activity; signal sequence receptor activity
Source: RefSeq, a predicted model, not a curated record